CCGGCGGCCGAAUGUAGAACGGGAGUCGGGGGGGUGGGAUUUUUUAUCCCACCCCCUCUUCCCUUGACGUCACACUCGUAGCCCCGCCCACCAAGCGCGCCCCCCGACUGGGACCAACCUCCAGCCCGGUUGCAGGAUGAACCGGCCGAAGCCCGCGGCCGCGCGCCGCCCCAGCGCCGUCGCCAAACCCUCCGGCCACCCGCCGCCCGGUGAUUUCAUUGCCCUGGGCUCCAAAGGCCAAGCCGGGGAGUCGAAAGUGGCCGCCGCUCUGCUCAAACCGGCUUCGGCAGGGCUGCCCUCCGAGCGCAAGAGAGACGGCGCGGCCAGCUUGGCCGGACCUUCCGGGCUGACCGGCCUGGCCAAGCGGCCCAAGCUUUCCUCCACGCCCCCGCUCAGUGCCCUGGGACGCUUGGCCGAGGCCGCCGUGGCCGAGAAGCGGGCCAUUUCGCCCUCCAUCAAGGAGCCGUCUGUGAUCCCCAUCGAAGUGGCCCCCACCAUUCUACUGGACGAGAUCGAGGCCGCGGAAGCCGAGGGCAACGAUGACCGGAUCGAAGGGGUGUUGUGCGGGGCCGUGAAGCAGCUGAAGAUGAACCGGGCCAAACCGGACACCACCCUGUACCUGAGCCUGAUGUACCUGGCCAAGAUCAAGCCGAACAUCUUCGCCACAGAGGGAGUGAUUGAGGCCUUGUGCAGCCUCCUUCGCCGAGACGCCUCCAUCAACUUCAAGGCCAAGGGGAACAGCCUGGUCUCCGUCUUGGCCUGCAACCUCCUCAUGGCGGCCUACGAAGAGGACGAAAACUGGCCCGAGAUCUUCGUCAAGGUCUACAUUGAGGACUCCCUGGGGGAGCGUAUCUGGGUAGACAGCCCGCACUGCAAGACCUUCGUGGACAACAUUCAGACGGCGUUCAGCACCAAGAUCCCUCCCAAGAAUAUUUUGCUCCACGGGGAGGUGGGGCGUGGCAGCGGAGGUGACCUCAGCGCCGGAAACAGCCCGCACCCCUCGGUGCCCGACGAAGAGGACAGCCAGAGCGAGCUGCUGAUUGCAGAAGACAAGAUGAGCCCGGAGCAGGAGGGCCAGCUCAUGCCCAGGUACGACGACCUUGCGGAGAGCGUGGAGGAGUACGUCCUGGACAUGCUGCGGGACCAGCUCAACCGGCGCCAGCCGAUGGACAGCGUCUCCCGGAACCUCCUGCGCCUCCUGACGGCCACAUGUGGCUACAAGGAGAUUCGCCAGAUGGCCGUGCAGAGGCUGGAGAUGUGGCUGCAGAACCCCAAGCUCACCAGACCGGCCCAGGACUUGCUCAUGUCGGUCUGCAUGAACUGCAACACCCACAGCUCCGAGGACGUGGAGGUCGUCUCCAACCUAAUCAAGAUCCGCCUGAAGCUUUUUUUGCUGAACCACUACAUGCUGUGCGUCAGGGAGCUGCUGAAUGCCCACCGGGACAACCUGGGGACCGUAGUCAAGUCUGUGAUCUUCAACGAGUUGUCCAAUGCAAGGAACCCCAACAACAUGCAGAUUUUGUAUACGGUCCUCCAGCACAGCCCGGAGCUGGCACCGAAGUUCCUGGCGAUGGUGUUCCAGGACCUGCUGACCAACAAAGACGACUACCUGCGGGCCUCGCGGGCGUUGCUGCGGGAGAUCAUCAAGCAGAUGAAGCACGAGAUCAACUUCCAGGCCUUCUGCCUGGGCCUCAUGCAGGAGCGGAAGGAGUCCCAGUACGGUGAGAUGGAGUUCAAGGACCGGUUUGUCAUCCACAUCACCGACCUGCUGGCCGUCUCCAUGAUGCUCAGCAUCACCGCCCAGGUGAAGGAAGCCGGGAUCGCGUGGGACAAGGGAGAGAAAAAGAACUUGGAGGUCCUGCGGGCGUUCCAGAACCAGAUCGCGGCUAUUCAGCGGGACGCCGUGUGGUGGCUGCACACAGUCGUCCCCUCGAUCACCAAACUGGCUCCCAAAGACUACGUGCACUGCCUCCACAAAGUGCUGUUCACGGAGCAACCGGAGACCUACUACAAAUGGGACAACUGGCCCCCCGAGAGCGACCGCAACUUCUUUCUCCGCCUCUGCUCCGAAGUGCCCAUCCUCGAAGACACGCUCAUGCGGAUCCUCGUCAUCGGCUUGUCGCGCGACCUCCCCCUCGGCCCCGCCGACGCCAUGGAGCUGGCCGACCACUUGGUGAAACGGGCAGCUGCCGUGCAGGCCGACGAUCUUGAAGUCUUGAGAGUGGAAAGGAUCCAGCUGAUCGACGCGGUCCUGAACCUCUGCACCUACCACCACCCGGAGAACAUCCAACUGCCCCCCGGGUACCAGCCACCGAAUCUGGCCAUCUCCACCCUCUACUGGAAGGCCUGGCCUCUUUUGCUGGUGGUGGCUGCCUUCAAUCCUGAGAACAUCGGUCUUGCUGCCUGGGAGGAGUACCCCACGCUGAAGAUGCUCAUGGAAAUGGUCAUGACCAACAACUACUCCUACCCGCCUUGCACCUUGACGGACGAGGAGACCCGCACGGAGAUGAUCAACCGGGAGCUGCAGAUCUCGCAGCGGGAGAAGCAGGAGAUCUUGGCCUUCGAGGGCCACCUGGCCGCCGCCUCGACCAAGCAGACCAUCACGGAGAGCAGCAGCCUCUUGUUGUCGCAGCUCACCAGCCUGGACCCACAGGGCCCUCCCCGCAGGCCUCCCCAGCCUGUCCUGGAUCAGGUGAAGAGCCUGAAUCAGUCCCUCCGCCUGGGACACCUCCUCUGCCGCAGCCGGAACCCCGACUUCCUGCUCAACAUCAUCCAGAGACAGGCUUCUUCCCAAUCCAUGCCCUGGCUGGCGGACCUGGUCCAGUCCAGCGAGGGAUCUUUGGAUGUCCUGCCGGUGCAGUGUUUUUUUCACGACGCGGCCGACGAGUCGGCCUCCGGCGAGGAGGAGGAAGAGGGCGAAAGCAAAGAGCAGCGGGCCAAGAAGCGGCAGAGGCAACAGAAGCAGAGGCAGCUGCUUGGGCGCCUCCAGGACCUGCUGCUGGGGCCCAAGGCGGACGAGCAGACGACCUGCGAAGUGCUCGACUAUUUCCUGAGGCGACUGAGUUCCUCGCAGGUGGCUUCGCGAGUUCUGGCCAUGAAGGGACUAUCCUUGGUGCUCUCGGAAGGGGGCCUCCGCGACAGAGAGGAAAAGGAGCACCCGAUGGAGGAGGACUCGGGGGACUCGGAGCUCCUGCAAGGCUACCAGUGGCUGCUCCGGGACCUGCCCAAGCUGCCGCUUUUUGACAGCGUGCGGGCCACCACGGCAGUGGCCCUGCAGCAGGCCAUCCACAUGGAGACCGAACCUCAGACCAUCAGCGCUUACUUGAUGUACCUUUCCCAGCAUGCCCCGGUGGAGGAACAAGGGCACCACAACGACCUCGCCCUGGAUGUGGCCCGGCUGAUCGUGGAGCGCUCCACCAUUAUGUCUCACCUCUUCUCGAAGCUCUCCUACUGCUCGGAGUCGGACGCCGUCCUGGUGGCUCUGCUCUCCGUCUUCUCCCGCUACGUGCAGCGCAUGCGCCAGAGCAAGGAGGGCGAGGAGUUGUACAGCUGGUCGGACUCCCAGGAUCAGGUUUUCCUCCGCUGGAUCAGCGGGGAAACGGCAACGAUGCAUAUCCUCGUAGUCCAUGCCAUGGUGAUUCUGCUGACACUGGGGCCUCCUCGAGCUGGGGACGGUGAUUUCUACACGCUGCUGAACAUCUGGUUCCCAGAGAAGAAGCCCAUCCCCACGGCGUUCCUGGUGGACACUUCGGAAGAGGCCCUGCUUCUCCCGGAUUGGCUAAAGCUGCGGAUGAUCCGCUCGGAGGUUCCACGGUUGGUGGACGCCGCCCUCCAGGACCUGGAGCCCCAGCAGCUCCUCCUCUUUGUCCAGUCCUUCGGCAUCCCCGUCUCCAGCAUGAGUAAACUCCUGCAGUACCUGGAUCAGGCCGUCUCCCACGAUCCUCAGACCCUGGAGCAGAACAUCAUGGACAAGAACUACAUGGCUCACCUCGUCGAGGUCCAGCAUGAGAGGGGAGCGACGGGGGGACAGACCUUCCACUCGCUUCUCACCACCUCCUUGCCCCCACGCCGAGACAGUGAUGAAGCUUCCCGGCCAAAAAUUAAUCUCGAGGCUCCACAAGGGCAGGGAAGAAUCCGAGCUCUGGCCCAGAUCCGAGUCCUGGGUCCCGAAGAUGACCUGGCAACCAUUAUCCUUCAGCUGUUUCCACUGAACCCAGAUCCCCGCUGGCAGAACUUGAACCCCCGUCCCCUUUCCCUGGCUCUGCAGCAAGCCCUGGGCCAAGAGCUGGCUCAGCUUCGCCAGGGGAGCCCCCCGGCCCCGGGAACAGCGGCGCGUCUCCUCCAGGCGUUGGGAGCACUGUUGAACUCCCCCCACGGCCGGGCGCUGGUGGUGAUGAUGCAUAGAAACCACGCCGUGUCCUGCCCACUGAUGCGCUUGCUCUACCAGUACCAGCGCCUCGUCCCCCAGGACACGACCUUCUCCUCACUGUUCUUCAAAGUCCUCAUGCAGAUGUUGAAGUGGCUGGAGAAUCCAGCUGUGGAAGAAGGACCUCUCCGGACGCAGCUCAAGUCCUUCGCCGUCCAGUAUUCAUCCAAGCACAGGAUCAACGAUGUUCGAGGGGGGUUCCUCCACCUGGCGGACGCGCUGGCUUUCCGCCGCGACACUGACAUGAUCGGCUCCACCGUGCAGGCCAUCGUAGCUACCCUGAAGUCUAGUGAAAAAUACAACGUGGAACCUGAGCUCGUCAGCAAAGUCCUUCAGGGCCUGACGGAAACACGUUCACCCUACCUGGAGGAGCUCCUGGCCGCCCUCUUCUCGGUCACUAACGAGACCUCGUCCCGCUUUCCUGCCACGGGCCCCAUCGCUGUGGUGAGCUCACUGCUGCUCCAAGACCAAAAUGAGACCGCCAUGAAGAAAGAAGCAGAGGCAUGCAGCGCCGAAAUGGCCCGGCUGGGCCCCUCCUUCGGCCUUUUCAUUGACUGGCUGGAGAUGCUGGAUCCUGAGGUGAUAAGCAGUUGCCCGGAUCUCCAACAACGGCUGCUCUUCUCGUGGAACAAGGAUAAAAGUUCAUUGGAAUCGGAGCUGCCCUCUUUCCGCCCGUACCUUCUGGCGCUCCUGACGCACCAGUCCAGCUGGACCACCCUCCACCGUUGCAUCCAGAUCCUCCUGUGCAAACACCGAGAGCAAAGGUUUGACCCAGCGGCAUCCCUCGAUUUUCUGUGGGCCUGUAUUCAUAUCCCUCGGAUUUGGCAAGGCAGAGACCAGCGGGUACCCCAGAAACGGCGGGAGGAGUUCGUGCUCCGUCUGAAGGCGCCCGAGCUGAUCAGCCUGGUGGAGCUGAUCCUGGCGGAGUCGGAGACCAGGAGCCUGACGACGCCCGAGGAGGCGGCCUGCUCGGUGACCCAGUCCCGGCUGCCGCUAUUGCUGAGCUGCUGCCACGGAGACGUCGACAGCAUCAAGAAAGUCGUGGAGUACUUGACGGGCUGCACCCAGCAGUGGGGGAGCAGCUCGACGGGAAGACACUGCCAGGAUCUUCUGCUUCAGAUCUACCUCCAAUUGCCCGAGAUCCUCGUGCCCGUGCCGGAGACUCUGCUGUCCAGCGAAGGGGCCACCGAUAGCAGCACCUGCAAACUGGAUGCCCUCAUCCACCGGUUCAUCGCCCUCCUCUCCGAUUCCACCGAUUCGAAAGCCAGCGAGAGCCGCCUGUGGGAUGCCAACAUGGCCUGCCGGAAACUGGCCGUGGCGCACCCCAUCCUCCUGCUCAGGCACUUGCCGAUGAUCGCGGCCCUCCUCCACGGCCGGGUCCACCUCAACUUCCAGGAGUUCCGCCAGCAGAACCACCUCGCCUUCUUCAGCCACGUCCUGGGGAUCCUGGAGCUCCUCCAGCCGCAGGUCUUCCAGAGCGAGCACCAGGGGGCGCUGUGGGACUGUCUGCUCUCCUUCAUCCACCUGCUUCUGAGCUACCGGAAAUCCUCCCGCCAUCUGGCAGCCUUCAUCUCCAAGUUCGUGCAGUUCAUCCACAAGUACGUCACCUCCAACGCCCAGGCAGCCAUCUUGUUCCUGCAGAAGCAUUCGGACCCUCUCCAUGACCUCUCAUCGGAUAACAACGAUCUUGCGAUGCUGAAGUCCCUCCUGGCGGGGCUGAGCCUGCCCACCACGAACGGCGCUGCCGACCGGGGAGCCGACAGUGAAAAAGACGAUGAGGCCGCAGCGGGAUCUCUGCCCCUGGUCAGCGUCUCGCUGUUCACCCUGCUCACCCCGGCAGAAAUGGCCCCCUAUAUGAAGAGGCUCUCCAGAGGGCAGACCGUGGAAGAUAUCCUGGAGGUGCUGACCGACAUCGACGAGAUGUCCCGGCGGAGGCCUGAAAUCCUCUCCUUCUUUCCCACUCACCUGCAAAGGCUGAUGAGCUCUCCCGAGGAGACCUGCCGGAAGCUGGCCUUUUGCCUCGCCCUCCGCUCCAUCCAGAACAACCCCAGCAUCGCGGCCGACUUCCUUCCCACCUUCAUGUACUGCCUCGGCUGCCGUGACUUCGAGGUCGUUCAGACGGCCCUGAGGAACCUGCCGGAAUAUACCCUCCUUUGCCAAGAGCACGCAGCCGUGUUGCUGCACCGGGCCUUCCUGGUUGGGAUGUACGGGCAGAUCGACACCAGCUCCCAAAUUUCGGAGGCCUUGAAGAUUCUGCACAUGGAAGCAACGGUAUGAGGCAGGGAUCAGAGCAGAGGACCCAAAACGCGGAAGGAGGCAACGCCAAGGCCCGCCUCCCUCUCCCCAGCGUCGCGACGCUGCCGGUAGGGACAGCCUCAGAGAAAACACUUUGCGAUCCGUCUCACGCUCCAAAGCGGGGCGAAGGAGACCUCGAAUCCACGAGAAAGCGUUGACUGAAGGCAACGUCGGCGCGGACGUGGAGGAUGCUGGCCCUCAUCCUGCUCUGAACGUCCCUUACGUGGAAGUCGGACAGAUUCGGAGGCCGGAAAACAGGAUUUUGAUAUAUUUUUUUUAACCUGUUGUCAAGUGGGGGAGCUGAGAUGGUAACCGAGGCGGGGCACCCCUCUUUGGCGUUGUGUGUUGACUUCCCCUGAAUGUUUCUGUUCCCGACCACCUCUCCCGAAACGGGAGCACAGCCAGUGCUGCAUCUUACAAA
This is a messenger RNA of Gekko japonicus, 7142 nucleotides long. RefSeq names its product integrator complex subunit 1 (gene INTS1). The record is from RefSeq and is a predicted model, not a curated record. Gene Ontology annotation, cellular component: integrator complex. NCBI's taxonomy places the organism in Eukaryota, Metazoa, Chordata, Lepidosauria, Squamata, Gekkonidae. Gene Ontology annotation, biological process: U2 snRNA 3'-end processing.